Messenger RNA from Lucilia sericata (common green bottle fly), 1097 nucleotides. RefSeq names its product pancreatic triacylglycerol lipase-like. The transcript is spliced from 6 exons. Gene Ontology annotation, biological process: lipid metabolic process. NCBI's taxonomy places the organism in Eukaryota, Metazoa, Arthropoda, Insecta, Diptera, Calliphoridae. The coding region runs from base 40 to 1050 and encodes 336 amino acids. The record is from RefSeq and is a predicted model, not a curated record. Gene Ontology annotation, molecular function: lipase activity.
AACAAUUUUAGAAAUAAAGAGAAAAUAAAUAGGAAAAAAAUGGAAAAUUUUAGAAAUUUAUUCACAAUCAUUAUUGUUUUGUUAAACUUGUGGCUAGCAAAAGCUAAUAUUGACAAUUUAGUGCAAAGAGCUAAUAUUUAUUAUCAGCAACCUCUUCAUGAUGGUCAAGCUCAUGAAUUCACUUUGGAUACAAUUGUUGAGCCGUCCAGUAAAACGGAUAUUAAAGUUAUUAUACAUGGAUUUCUGGGUAACCGUUUUCACAACUCGAUAAGACCUUUAAGAAAUGCAUACAUGGCCCAAGGUAAGGAAAACGUUUUCUUGGUGGAUUGGGAAAAUGCAGCUAAUUUAGAUUAUCCCAGUUCUAGAUUGGCAGUAGGAAAAGUUGCUAUUUUCCUUGGAAAAUUAUUGGAAAACUAUUUAAACAAACAUGAAAUACCUCUGUCAGAAGUUCAUUUAAUAGGACACAGUUUGGGUGCUCAUAUUGCCGGCAAUAUGGGACGUUAUUUUAAUGGCUCUAUAGGUCGUGUAACGGGUUUAGAUCCUGCUCUACCUCUAUUUACCCCCAAUGCAGCCGAUAGUUUACACGCGAAUGCCGCUUUAUUUGUUGAUGUUAUACAUACCGAUUUUCCGGUAUUUGGUGAUAAUACACCUCGAGGUACAAUGGAUUUUUAUCCAAAUUAUGGUCAUACCCCACAGAAGGGUUGUGAUGAUGUUGAUAUUAUUAGUGCCAGUAAGUUAAUAUUUGAGGCUUAUAGCUGUAGCCAUAAUAGAGCCGUGAUAUUGUAUGCUGAAUCAAUUGCUUUGCCACAAAAUUUUCCAGCUAUACCCUGUUCUUUAAUGGCUAUAAGUAUGCAUUCUUCUGACAAGUGUCUGCAAAAAAUAAAGGAUAGUAGCUUAAGCAAAUCGUUGGCAGAUGCUAUUGCUGCUAAAAAUGAUGCACUCAUAGCCUAUAUGGGAGAAGGAGUUUCUAGAAGCGCCUCUGGUUCUUAUUAUUUGGAAACUUAUGAUGCGCCACCUUAUGGCAUGGCUUUGUAUACACAACUAAAUUGACUGUAUAAAUAACUACAAUACUAAACGGGUUGAUGGCUUCGUUAUUA